Molecule: messenger RNA, 1296 nt
Organism: Arthroderma uncinatum
Lineage: Eukaryota; Fungi; Ascomycota; Eurotiomycetes; Onygenales; Arthrodermataceae
Product: DUF185 domain-containing protein
Exons: 3
Coding region: 1-1296 (431 amino acids)
Biological process (GO): mitochondrial respiratory chain complex I assembly
Cellular component (GO): mitochondrion
Molecular function (GO): protein-arginine omega-N symmetric methyltransferase activity
Source: RefSeq, a predicted model, not a curated record
AUGCGCCAAUGUCUCACCUCAGACGAAGGCGGCUACUAUACUUCCCGCGGGGUGCCUGGCAGCGAUGUAUUUGGAAGGGAGGGAGACUUUGUAACGUCACCGGAAAUAUCUCAGAUGUUUGGAGAGUUACUAGGGAUAUGGACGGUGACAGAAUGGAUGUCUCAGGGACGACGCAGUAGCGGAGUUCAAUUAAUGGAAGUUGGGCCCGGGAAGGGAACUUUGAUGGCGGAUGUCCUGCGCUCUAUACGGAAUUUCAAAGGGUUCGCGUCAAGCAUCGAGGGUAUAUACUUAAUAGAAGCCAGUCCAACGUUGCGAGAUAUUCAAAAGCAGACACUGUGCGGAAAUGCACCUAUGGAGGAAUGUGAGAUUGGUCACAAGAGCAUUAGCACGCAUCUUGGAGUGCCGGUUUACUGGGCUGAGCAUAUACGCUUGCUUCCAGAGACCAAGGACAAGGCACCGUUUAUAAUUGCCCAUGAAUUUUUUGAUGCCCUCCCGAUACACGCAUUCCAAUCUGUUCACUCUCCUCCGCCGGAGACAAUCAUCACCCCAACCGGACCAGCUACACUUCGCCAGCCUCCGCUACCUCUUAACGGAACACAAUGGAGAGAGCUAGUAGUAGCGGCGAAUCCCGAACCUCCACGCGAGUGUGAUAAAAGUGACAAAAAGCUCGAGUUCCGGCUAGCUCUUGCAAAGUCUCCCACCCCAGCUUCGCUCGUCAUGCCAGAAAUGUCACCCCGAUACAAGGCUCUUAAGGCCACCCGUGGAUCUACCAUCGAGAUCAGCCCGGAGAGCCACUCUUACGCACAAGAGUUUGCUCGACUUAUUGGAGGUGCCAACCCAACCGACAAAAAUGCUUCGCCUAGCCGUACCCCGGCUGGCGCGGCGUUGAUACUCGACUACGGCCCAUCGUCUACUAUUCCCGUUAACUCCCUGCGUGGCAUUAAAAAUCACCAGAUCGUGUCACCGUUUGCAACCCCGGGUCAGGUCGAUCUUAGUGCCGACGUGGAUUUCACUGCACUUGCCGAAGCAGCUCUUAAUGCCAGCCCUGGUGUUGAGGUGUAUGGACCAAAUGAGCAGGGUAGCUUUUUGCGCUCGUUGGGCAUUGCGGAGAGAGCGGCACAGCUACUGCGUAAUGUUAAAGAUGAAACAAAGCGUAAGCAAAUAGAGAGCUCAUGGCAGCGUUUGGUUGAGCGUGGUGGUGGGGGGAUGGGCAAAAUCUACAAAGCUAUGGCUAUUGUUCCAGAGAGCGGCGGGAAGAGACGACCUGUGGGAUUCGGUGGUGAAGUUCAUAUGUAG